This is a messenger RNA of Brienomyrus brachyistius, 900 nucleotides long. RefSeq names its product T-cell immunoglobulin and mucin domain-containing protein 4-like. NCBI's taxonomy places the organism in Eukaryota, Metazoa, Chordata, Actinopteri, Osteoglossiformes, Mormyridae. The coding region runs from base 170 to 856 and encodes 228 amino acids. The transcript is spliced from 7 exons. The record is from RefSeq and is a predicted model, not a curated record.
CCCCAGUCCAGGACUCCCCCGGGAUGGAGCGGCUCGCCAGCUUGAUCCUCGCCGUCGCAGUGGCAGGCAGGAAAGCCGACGGAAACCUUUACCCGCUUUAACACCCGCAUCUCCUCUCUGAACGUGCUACUAACCAGAACUCGGAUCCUCAGCACUGGCACACAAGGUAAUGGAGGGGGAUCAAGUGACCCUGCCCUGCAGAUACUCGGUCCAGCGUUACGGACGGAGCAGUGUUUGCUGGGGCCGUGGGUGUGGCGCACUCUGGUGUUCGGGUGCGAUCCUGCAGAUGGAUGGCAGCCGUGUGGUUUCCAAGACGUCGGAAAAGUACCGGCUGGCAGGGAACCUGCGGCUGGGCCUAGUAGACCUGACCAUCGGCAACAUCAGCCGGGCGGACGGCGGGCCGUACUGCUGCAGAGUGGACAUCAAUGGAUAUUUCAAUGACAAGAAAGUGCUUCACACCAUACAGGUGACACAAGCAGUGACCCCAUUUCCUGCACCAGUGGGACCCCAUGGAGAGAAAUCGGAUCCUUACACGGACAGGUAUCCAGAUUCCGAGCCCUUGCCUCUUCUAGAAGAAUAUACUCUGAAUCCUCGUCCCAAUCAUCCCGAAGUUGGCAGCACCAAUGCUGAGCCCACUCCCAGUCUCCCGCUCCAUGUUUACAGCCCUGCGCUGUACCUUUCUGUCUCACUCCUCUUCCUGCUGCUACUGGGUCUGGUCGCUCUGCUAGGGUUCAAACGAAAGCUUCACCAGAGAUGUUCCUUCAGAGGCAGUCUGGCAGGUAGAGAGCCCCGUCACAUCAUCUGGGCGAUCGAGGCCAGGAGGCCUGUGGAAGAGAACAUAUACACUCUGGACUAGGGGGGCCAAGGGCACAGCUGGAGGGGCGCGAUCUCAGCACAGAC